This is a messenger RNA of Exophiala xenobiotica, 1068 nucleotides long. RefSeq lists its product as uncharacterized. Bases 1 to 1068 code for a protein of 355 amino acids. Gene Ontology annotation, molecular function: metallodipeptidase activity. The transcript is spliced from 2 exons. Gene Ontology annotation, biological process: proteolysis. The record is from RefSeq and is a predicted model, not a curated record. NCBI's taxonomy places the organism in Eukaryota, Fungi, Ascomycota, Eurotiomycetes, Chaetothyriales, Herpotrichiellaceae.
AUGCGAGAAGGAAGGCUCGGAGGCGCAUUUUGGACCGUAUGGGCUCCAUGUCCUGACACCCAGGGAGAAGAAACAGGGGCCGAUUUCAACGUGCCGACUAGUAGCCUCCGAGACUCGUUGGAAAUGCUGGAUCUGAUCCAAAACAUGAUCCAGAGACAUCCUCAACAUAUGCAGUAUGCACACUCGUCAGCGGACAUCAAGGGAGCUUUUUCCGCCGGCAAGAUCGCUUCGCUCCUAGGCAUGGAAGGGACUCACCUGCUAGGCAACUCUUUGGGCGUUUUGCGCAUGUUCGCACAGCUGGGUGUUCGCUAUCUGACUCUGACACAUAGCUGUCAAAGCUCCUUUGCUUCAUCGGCUGGGUACGGACACCCAGGCCUUGUGCCUGUACAUGCCGACAAUGGGUUGACGGAUCUGGGACGCGAAUUGAUUAAAGAGCUGAAUCGACUAGGUAUUAUGGUGGACCUCUCCCACACCACAGCCGAGACGAUGAAGCAAGUUCUUGCCAUCACCAAGGCGCCGGUUGUCUGGACACAUGCAGGGGCUCGACAGCUGUGCGAUCAUCCGCGUAACGUGCCGGAUGAAGUUCUUCGAAUGAUUGGGGACGGGCCGGAAAAGAACCACGGCGUCAUCCAAUCUGUCUUCUAUCCACACUUUAUCAGUACCGGCCCGUCAGCUAACAUGAGUGGCGUGGCAGACCAUAUCGAAUACAUUGCUUCUAUUGCAGGGAAGAAGCACGUCGGUAUUGCCUCGGAUUUUGAUGGAAUGUACACCUCGGUCGAGGGCCAGGAAGAUGCCAGCAAGUAUCCCCACCUUGUGGCAGAACUUCUUUCACGAGGUUGGACCGAAGACGAGAUGCGGGAUGUCAUGGGAGGAAAUCUCAUGCGAGUCAUGGACGAGGUCGAUGCCUUGAAAGAACGGUUGAAAGACGAGCUCCCCUCAUCUGCCGUGUGGGAGAAGAGAACCGAUUUACCCGCAACGGGCUGGGGAAUGGUCGGAAAUAUAUCGUUCUUCCCUAUUGAGGUUAAGAAAGUGAUUGAUAACGCAUACCCGAGGCAUGAUGAGUUAUGA